Molecule: messenger RNA, 4761 nt
Organism: Spinacia oleracea (spinach)
Lineage: Eukaryota; Viridiplantae; Streptophyta; Magnoliopsida; Caryophyllales; Amaranthaceae
Exons: 7
Coding region: 548-4135 (1195 amino acids)
Molecular function (GO): metal ion binding
Source: RefSeq, a predicted model, not a curated record
AUCACAAAUCACUGCGUGAUAGAAAACGAUUACUCGAGCAUUGGCAGGAUUUACAAAAUCCAAAUAUCGUCCUUAUUUUUUUCUGGGUAAUAUUUUAAGUUUUGUAAAAAUAGAUUAAUGACCGUAAAAAGAAGUAAAUUAAUCUCUAAUUUCUCUCUCCUCAAACACCAAAUCUCACCUGCUCUCAUCUCAUCUCCAUACCCUUCCUCCUCCUCCCGCCUCCGGAGUUCUGACUGCCUCCGCCGCCUCUUAAAACCCUAACUAUUCUCCUCCCACAAAACCACCACCUUCUAAUCGGCGCCGCCUCUUCCAUUGUCGAUUUUCAAUUUGGGGGUCUUCUAACCAAUUCUCCUUCUCUGCCGCUGUUAUUCUCAGUGUUGACGACAAUAUACUGGGUUGCGGAAACUUGAUCUCUUCAAAGCUCACAUCAUGGUAGUUGUUGAAGCAGUCACCAAACUGGGGCAGGCAAGAUAGAAUGCUAGAGAAGUGCACUCAUCUUGUGAAACUGAGCAAGCACUAGUCCUUUUGCCUUCAAGCGAGUUCUAGAAUGGAGCAAACUGUUUCUGAAAGACCGUUAUCUCAGGAACAACAUAUCAAUCAACUUCAUACGCAUCAUAAUGGCACUGUGAAUACCAGUGGUGCUCAUUUGAAACAGGAUCCAACCGAACGAUGGUGCUCCAGGAGAUGGACGGGAUGGAGAGGAACUACACAAAGUGGAAGUUAUGGUGGUGAGCAUUUAAGACAAGAUAAGGUUCAAAUGCCUAUAUGCCGUGACAACUUUCGAGGCAAAUGUAGUCGUGGAGCAAUUUGUAAAUAUCAGCACUCUGAAUCUGAUGAACAUGAUAGAUCCAGGUUCUGUCAGAGUGAGCGAGAAAAGUUGGGUGCUGUUGCAACUUUAGGAAACUCCCAUUUUUAUAGAGCAAAUGAUGGUACUGAUUCUACACCUAGGUUUUCAUCUAGAGGUGGCAGGAUCAGAUCUCCUUGCCGUAGAUUUCAGAGUGGAAGAUGCUACAGUGGAGCAUCUUGCCCAUAUUUGCACCCUGAAAUGGCCAGUUUUGAUAAAACGAUACAUGAUUCAAGAGUUGACCAGCAGCAAGUACAUAGAGCAGUAAGGGAUCCUGGUUUUGGUGGAAGAAAUAGAGAUAAUUUUACAAGGAUUUCUCAGGAACAUGUUGGAGCAAACAACGCAAAUACAGAGUCCAGGAGUAGAUCCCCUUGUCAACAUUUCCUCAGAGGCAAAUGCGAUUUUGGAGCAUCUUGCAAACGUUGGCACCCAGUCAAUACAUAUGUUGGUUCCAGACAUGAUCUGAAUACUCAACAUCAUCAAGGAUACGCAGCAACUUCAAGUUAUCCUGUUUCUGGUGAGAGAAGUCGAGAUGUCAUUUUGAGGACAACACAUGAGUAUGCGGAAGCAAAUAUGCACAAUCAAUUGAGAACUGGGGCUUAUUCGAGAGAUCCUAGUAGCAGAUCACCAUGCCGGAAUUUCCUCAGUGGAAAAUGUUAUCGUGGAUCAUCUUGUGUGCAUUUGCACCCUGUUACUGUAUAUGAUAGACCAAGAUUUGAUUUAUGGAAUGCUCAACAAAAUCAAGGAGUUUCAGUAAAUUCAAGAGCCCCACAUUUUGCUGAUGGCAGUAUAGCUACGACUUUUGGGACAUCCCAAAUUCACGAGGACAGCAAGAACUAUUCAAACCAACCAUAUCGAGACACACAUGCAUACCAUGAGCCAAAAAAAGCACGGCCGUCAAAGGAUGGUGUACAGUUGGCUGGUAACAGGAAAAAUAUGGAUGUUACAUCCAGGAGCUGGUCGUAUGAGGGACAGAGAAACAGGUUGACGGAUGAUUUCGGUGGUGACAAGACAAUACGAGAGGUGUGCCUUCGGUUUACGAAGGGUAGGUGUGACCUUGGAGAACACUGCAGAUAUCUCCAUGGCUACCAUGAAUAUGCUACUUCUACUUCUAACUGGAGUGGAAAACCAAACACAGAAGCUGCUGGAGACUCUAGGAAUUUUGGUGUGGAAAAUCAAUAUGCCAAUACAGCGAUGGCUCAGGAUCGCGCUGGUAUCAAGAACUAUCAGAUGUCCUUAGGUAAAAGUAAGCAUACUGAAAGCAGUGUACUUCCAUCUGAUGGUUUCUUUGACAAGGAAGCUAAAGGGCAAUCUGUUGAUGUUGCUAUGGAACCUAAAAUUCGUAAGGGUGAUGCGACAACCAUGGAUGGGCUCAAAUGUGAUAUUUCUGGAGAAAAAGUUGAGAGUUUCUGCAAUUCUGCUGAAGGACGUGAUAAUAUCAGUUUAUGGAGUCGGCCAUUUAAGAGGCAAAGAAACAGUAGUCCCCCCUUCCCCUCCCAAGAAGAUUUUCAUUGCCCGAAGUUUAGGAGAUAUGAUUCUUGGGUUGGCUCACGUGGAGGCAGGUCCUACAAUGUUGCACAAUAUCAAUAUUCAGAUCGUCGUUCUUACAGAUACGAGAAGCCUGUGUUUCAUGCGAAUAGCCAACGGCGUACAAACGGCAAAGAAACUUCAGUGAACCCUUGCUCUUGUGAAAAUAACGACUCCAAUUUUGCAACUCCCCACAGGUGUAAAGAAGUGGUUACUCUAGGUUCGCAGCUAGAGCAGCGUGCCGAUGGUGGUCAUGGUUCAAGUAUUGUGAUUGCCAGCAAGAAAAAUGAAGCUGAUUCUGCAAGAUGUGCUUUACAGCCUAGUAAUACUAACCAAAAUAAUGAGGUAUUAGCAACAGACAGUGUCGCCGUUGAUAGUUCAGGGGGGUCAGCCACUAUUAGUCAGGAGGCUUUGGAAUCAGGUUCAACACGUUCAUGUGGAAGAAACGUUAUUUCUCCAUUGGCUAUUGGUCAGACUAUGUUAGAAAAAGAAUCCAAUGUUAACAUGCCCAUUGAUUUUGGCCAGGAGGGGAAAGAGACAACUCUAGACUUGAUGACAUCGUUAAAAACCUAUUCUAGGAAGAAUAGUAGAAAAAGGCUUCCUGUAUCUUGUGAAGAAACCAUGAAAGUAGAGGUAAUUGAUCCAAAACAGGGGACGCCAUCCGGUUCAUUAGUAGAAACUUCGUUGAGUGAACCAAAUUCUGUGCCUGUGAAUUUGCGUGCUUCAAAUGAUAGUGAUCCAGUUAAACCGCAGGAACAGAAGAAGCGUAAAAAAAAGCGCUCUAAAUCUGCAUCUUGUGAAGAAACAAUGGUAGAAGACGAGGCCUCAAAACUGGGAACGCCAAUUAGUUCUUUGGUAGAGACUAAUGGUAAUGAUUUGGAGAAAGUGACCAACGAUGACCUUCCAGUUAUACAGCAGGAUAAGAAGCAUAUGAAAAGGCACUCUGAAUCUGCAUCUUGUGAAGAACCCAUGAAAGAGGAGGGAACUGAUGCAUCAAAAGAGGGAAUUGAUGCAUCAAAAGAGGCGAUGCCAGUCAGUUCUUUGGUAGGGAAUCUUGUUCCAAAUUCUAGAAAAAAUCUUCUUGUCCUUGAUGUAAAUGGUAUACUGGUUGACGUUGUCACGGAUUUUCAUCCUCGAUACAAGCCGGACACAAGGGUAGCAGCAAAAGCAGUCUUCAAACGGCCCUUCUGCGAUGAUUUUCUGAAGUUCUGCUUUGAAAGAUUUGAUGUGGGAAUUUGGUCAUCAAGAACCAAUAUGAACUUGAAUAAGGUGGUGGACUUCCUCAUGAGGGAUACCAAGAAUAAAUUACUUUUUUGUUGGGAUCGGUCCCAUUGUACUGCUACAGAAUACAAGACUCUUGAAAACAAGGACAAGCCCCUUGUUUUGAAGGAACUUAGGUACCUUUGGUGGGAUAACAAAGGGGUAUCUCUUCCUUGGGACAAGGGAUAUUAUAAUGAAACUAAUACAGUAUUGGUGGAUGAUUCACCGUACAAGGCUCUACGGAAUCCUCCCCAUACGGCCAUAUUUCCACAUCCUUACAGUUUCAAGAAUGCUGGAGAUAAUGCACUAGGACCUGGUGGUGAUCUUCGCGUGUAUCUUGAAAGACUGGCCGAAGCUGAGAAUGUCCAGAAAUUUAUCCAGGACAAUCCAUUUGGUCAAAGGCCGCUCUCCAAAACAAGCAGUUCUUGGCAGUUUUAUGCUAAAAUAGCUGGUACUUAUGGAAGCCAACAAGGAAAAUAUGCAAAUAUAGCCACUCACUCGUAGCACGUCCUUGGUGGUAACAAUCUGCUUAAAGCUGAUUGGUUUUUUGGUUUGAUGUUCAUUGUUCAGUACCUACCAGGUUAUAUUUUCCGUUGCUGACUGUAUAACCAAAGGGUUUACAGACUGUAGUUUGCAUUUAUUUGUCAUUACCAGUUCGUUGAGCAUGUAUCCCUAGGGGCUAGGGGCUUCACUCACUUCUGUGCAUGACCAUAUAGGCACAUACUCUUGAUGGGUUAGUACUUAGUUUUAGGUUUAGGUUUUACAUCGUAUUUUGAUAGAAGAGUCAAGAGUGUACGAUAAAUCAUAGAUCAUAGGCUUAUAAUUUAUUCUUUGAUGUGGAACGUGAUAAAAGGCUGUAAAUCAAGGAUGUGAAGAUGUCCAAUGCUGCUGACCCUCUUAUUAAGGAGGGCUGUGGAGGAGUUACAGCGAAGUCACGGCUUUGUGUUUUUGUUCUCCCUUUGUACUAAAAUCAUGAUCUCUCAGUUUGUACUGUGUCUUAUAAUAUGGACUAUUUUGCUUUCCGGUGCUUCAAACAAAUUAUAGUUCGGUUGUAAACUUGUAUCGUGCUGGAAUAUCGCCGGCACAACGGCAGACAGAAAACAAGUUUAUUGUGAUUUGUGAUUGACUCA